Molecule: messenger RNA, 911 nt
Organism: Spodoptera exigua (beet armyworm)
Lineage: Eukaryota; Metazoa; Arthropoda; Insecta; Lepidoptera; Noctuidae
Source: the annotation of a GenBank genome assembly
AAAAUCUGUCAAAUCCAAAUCAACAAGUUACAAGUCUCGAGAAAAUAUUUUGAUCCAUUACACUUUAUAAUGGAUCAGGAUAUUAAAAAAAGUACGUCCAUCACGAAAUUCGUAGUAAAGGACAAAACGUUGUUUGUUAAAGUGUUGUGGAAACACAACCAUCAUGACUUAUUUCACAUCAAAAUUUUUGACGGCGACGUAUCUUGGUCAGGAAAAUUUACAAACGAAUUAGCUAAAAAAUACAGAGAACGCUUUGAAGAAAUCGAGGAACAGUACAUUAAACAAGUUAAGAAGACCCUAAAAGGUCGUGACCAUAGUGGCUUUACUUACGAUUUUACUAUAAAUCCAGAUAAUAACGACUCUGCUACAUUCACCUGGAAGAAGAAGUUUGAAGACUCGAUGCAUGGACUCGCCACCCUUGUCCAUGGCUCUGUGCCCGUGCACCGUGACACCACCAAGGAAUCUAAAGACUUACUUCUAGACUUCUUAAUAGAAGAAAAUCAAGAACUGAGAAGUGUUAUUCAUGAUUUAAAUGAAAACAAUGAAGCUAUCAGCAAUGAUUUGAAGAAAUGCAAAGCUGAAUUAGAAAAGUUUGUGGAUAUAAAGUCCUCUUUGGAGACCAGCCUUUAUGGGAAGUUUGUGCAACUAUUGAAUGCUAAGAAAAGAAGAAUACAGGUUAUGGAAGGGAGCUUGCAAAAGAUUUCUAAAGUUUCGGCUAGUGAAUAAUGACAAAUUGUGAAGAUACAGUUGUAGCAAAAAGUGAAUUUGUGUAGCAAAACCACCUAAAUCUCUACCUGCAGUUGUUUAAAGAGAUUUGAUAUAAUAAAAAUGUAAAUAAUUCAAAUAUAAAUUUGUUAACAGUGACAAUAAUGUUAUCUUUAUUAAAUGUUUAUUAUAAUGCAAUGAUGGAU